AUGAAAGAUGUAACAAUCAUAUAAUCAAUUGAAGACAAAACAAUUAAGAUGAGAGUAGCUUCGAGUCAAAAUACUGGUGGAAAUGGAGAGAGAUAUUUUGAAAUGAAGGACAAAGCAAUUUAAGUUGUUGUUGAAAAAUAUAAUUCAGACUUAUUGGUUCAAGAUAUGUAAAUAAAACUAUUAGCUUUUAAAAUAACAAAAAAUAGAUAUUAACAAUUUAAAAAAGUUCAACAAAUUAAGAAUGAAGAUUUAGGAACUAAAACAUGUUUAAUUGAUCACUGAAAAAUAAAUUUAUCAUUUAUAAAAUUUUAAGUAAAUUAGUUGUAAUUAAUUAUGAAAAAAUAAUAGAAAAAUAUCUAAUUUAUUACAUUUUAAAGACCAAUGAUGGUUAGCUACUUUUUUUAAAUGAGUCCAAAAAAUUUACUUUUUCAAUUAAAAAUACAAUACUAUUAGGACAGAAAUUACGAGCUUCAUUAUUUUUAAUCAAUAUCAUUUGA
Molecule: messenger RNA, 497 nt
Organism: Paramecium pentaurelia
Lineage: Eukaryota; Ciliophora; Oligohymenophorea; Peniculida; Parameciidae
Source: the annotation of a GenBank genome assembly